Colletes gigas is the source of this 1510-nucleotide messenger RNA. Its product is annotated as myrosinase 1-like. Gene Ontology annotation, biological process: carbohydrate metabolic process. Lineage: Eukaryota; Metazoa; Arthropoda; Insecta; Hymenoptera; Colletidae. The record is from RefSeq and is a predicted model, not a curated record. The coding region runs from base 1 to 1491 and encodes 496 amino acids. The transcript has 7 exons. Gene Ontology annotation, molecular function: beta-glucosidase activity.
AUGUUCGACACAGUGUCGCUGAGAUUCUGCGUUUUCCUCUUCCUUGCAACCGCCGCAAAUGGCGAAUUUGCAAAGAGCCAUGAGGAAUAUCCAAGGUUUCCACCAAACUUCGUUCUGGGAGUUGCGACAGCCGCAUACCAAAUAGAGGGAGCUUGGAACGUGAGCGAUAAAGGAGAAAGUAUUUGGGAUCGAUUCAGUCAUUACAACGAUGGCCGUAUCUUUAACAAUGACACCGGCGACGUCGCUUCAAACUCUUAUUACCAGUAUAAGGAGGAUGUAGCGCUCAUCAAGAAACUUGGGUUCACGUCAUACAGAUUCUCCGUGAGUUGGCCCAGAAUUUUACCGACAGGAUUCGCGAAUAAUGUUAGUCAAGAUGGCGUUAAUUAUUAUCACAACCUCAUCGACGAGCUAUUGGCAAACGAUAUCGAGCCACUGUUGACGAUAUAUCACUGGGAUCAUCCUCAAGUUUUGGAGGAUGCAGGUGGCUGGUUGAGUUCGGAAAUGGUUGAUUGGUUCGGUGAUUUCGCGAGGGUCGUGUACAGAGAGUACGGUGCAAAGGUGAAACGAUUCAUUCCGAUAAACGAGCCCACCUCUAUAUGCAUAAAUGGCUACACCACCGGGAUCGAUGCACCCGGGAAAAAAUUGCACGGUAUUGGAGAGUACCUGUGCAUCCACAACACAAUAAAGGCACACGCGAGGGCUUACAGAAUAUACGAGAAUGAGUUCAAAUCUAAGCAGCGAGGCCAAGUCGGAUACAUGUACAGCGCGUUCGCUUUCAUGCCCGAAGAUCCUAACGACGUGUUGACAGCAGAGAUUGCUUUUGAAUUCAACGCUGGUUGGACUUUGAAUCCGAUCUAUUCUCAUAACGGUGAUUAUCCAGAACUCGUGAAGAGUAUAGUGGCCGAGAAGAGCAAACAACAGGGUUACACGAAAUCUCGUUUGCCGGAGUUUGAGCCCGAAUGGAUCGAGUACAUACGUGGAGCCUCGGACUUUUUGGCGGUAAAUCAUUAUACCACCAGGCUAGUUAAACCGGGACAGUCAGGAAUAGUUCCGUCUCAUGAAAACGAUCAAUCCGUCGUACAAUUCAUCGAUAGUUCUUGGAAAAAGGCAGCAUCAGACUGGUUGGAGGUUGUACCCAAAGGUUUCCGAUAUAUUCUUGGGGAAUUGGCAAGUAAAUAUGGAAAUCCACCAAUGUACGUUACCGAAAAUGGUUUCUCUGAUACUGGACUGCUCCACGAUUUCGAUAGAAUUAAGUAUUUUUAUGACUAUCUGAAAGAGAUGCUUUUAGCCAUCUACGUUGACGGUGUUAACGUUCAAGGAUAUUAUCUGUGGUCGAUCAUCGAUAAUUUCGAAUGGAGACGGGGUUAUAGCGAAAAAUUUGGCAUCGUGUCUGUCGACUUCAACCACGUAAACAAAACACGUACCUUGAAGGAUUCUGCUGUUUGGUGGCAAACGGUUUUAGCCGAGAGAAACCUUGUACCUGCAGAAUAACCAACUAAUUCAAUCUGUC